AGUCGCGUCGUGUGAACCCAGGGAGUUGAGCGGGGACAGGAACUCCCGUCCUCCUCGGCCAGCGCAGAGCAGAUUCCCGCACAUGGAGCGUAGGCUGUUCAGGGGCCAGAGACCCUGCCGGUCUCACACACUAACCCGACUCCUCAAACCCGGCCUCAGCCAGGAAGUGUUCCCCCUCUUCCGCCUCGCCCCCGUCGCACUUCCGGCGACGCUCUGGGAAGCACGGAGCACUUGGCGCCUCGGUAAACCUUCUAGAGGUCUGAAGGGCACUGGGAGCGAACGGACCCCACAAAGAAGAGCAGGAGGACGAAUAUGAUGCCGGCACAAGGUUUUGGGAGAAGAUACGUGAAGGCCUUUUUGAAAGGUUUCUUUGUUGCUGUGCCUGUAACAGUAACUUUCUUAGAUCAAGUGGCCUGUGUAGCAAGAGUGGAAGGAGCGUCGAUGCAGCCUUCUUUGAAUCCUGGGGGAAGCCAUUCGUCUGAUGUAGUGCUUUUGAACCACUGGAAAGUUAGGAAUUAUGAAGUGCAGCGUGGCGAUAUCGUGUCAUUGAUAUCUCCCAAAAACCCAGAGCAGAAGAUCAUUAAAAGAGUCAUUGCUCUGGAAGGAGACAUUAUCAAAACAAUGGGACAUAAGAAUAAGUACGUGAAGGUCCCACGUGGCCACAUGUGGGUGGAAGGUGAUCAUCAUGGACACAGCUUUGACAGUAAUGCUUUUGGUCCAGUUUCCCUUGGACUUCUGCAUGCUCAUGCCACCCAUAUUCUGUGGCCUCCAGAACGCUGGCAACGUUUGGAAUCUAUUCUUCCUCCAGAGCGUGCACCAGUUCAGAUUAAAGAGAAGUGACCUCCUUGCAUCUGCAUGACCUCUUUGACUUAGGAAGACAAUAUUAAAAAAAUGGAAGGCAGAGAAAAAGAAACCUAAACGGCAGGCCAUAUAUUAGUUGAGGUUGUAAAGGAGUAUUUGUAUAUCCUGUGGUUUCACAUUGAAGCAAACUGUUUCAAUUUCAAACAAUUUCAAAAUUGUUUCAGGUAAAACAGUAGUGUAGUACACAGUAUUUGUCUGGAGUACUUGUACUACAGCAUAAAUGUCCUGACAGUACAGUACCAAAGAAGAAAUUUACAAUGUGAGACGUUUCAAUGGCCUUUCCAUAUGUUAUGGUAGGAUUGAAUCAUUGGUAUAUUUGUUUCUUAACCUGUCGAUUGUUGAUUUUUUAAAAUUUGGCUUUCAGCUGAUUGAAAAUUCUGAACUGAUGUUAAACUUGAUGAAAACAUGUUCAUCUAGUAAGUAGUUCAUGCAUGAUUCAGCUUGAAUAUGAAGAAAUAGUGACACAUGCAAUGUGAUUUUAGUUGUCAUCAUUCACUGGUUAGAAAACGAAUAGUGAACUUUGACAAAUAAUGAUACACUUUUUUAAAAGGAAAAAAGGAGAGGACAGUCCUAAAAAGACAUAUUGAUGUACAGGGAACUCUCCAACAAAAAUGUUUUUAAAAAUCUAGAGUGCUGUGUUGGAAGGGGGAAAAAUAUAUUUGGAAAUAAAGGUGAUGUAAAAGGUAUUUAAAUGAGAUUUUUAAAAAACAAUAAAGAAAUAUACACAAGAAGGAAGCAAUGAGUAAUGCAAAAAUUUGGUACAGUUAUGUGAGUAGUCAGUAAUAGUAAAACUUAGAAUGACGUGAAGAUCAGAUCAGAGACACUGGCAGUGUCUAAGACUUUAUCCUUCACUGCAACUUCUGUGGUAACAAGGAUAAGCCAAAGCUAUGCAGGUAGACAUCAUUAUCUGCAAUCCAGAGUCAGCUAAAUAAACUAUGAUGACUCCUGCUCAUGUCCCUGGUGCGGGGGAGGGGGCGGGUAAGACAGGGACAUGUGAAGUGCUUUCUCUCUCCAUAUUCUUUAAUACCUGAAAGGAAGGGAAAGCCUUUUCCUUCUUCCCAUUUCUUCAUAUGUCUUGGGUGUCAGUGCUUAGAGACUGAAAAUCUAGGUGGGAAAUGGACCCCAAAGGAAGAGAAAGCCAUGACUAUCAUAACUUUGAGAAUAGGUACAUUUUCCUUUUACUUCUUAUUCUGUGUAUAUUAAAGGUGAAAUGAUGUAUUAUUUUAUAUGUAUUAUAUGUACUAUAUUAUAAAGCAGCAAUCAUCAAAAC
Messenger RNA from Trichosurus vulpecula (common brushtail), 2131 nucleotides. RefSeq names its product mitochondrial inner membrane protease subunit 2. The record is from RefSeq and is a predicted model, not a curated record. Gene Ontology annotation, biological process: mitochondrial respiratory chain complex assembly. Gene Ontology annotation, cellular component: membrane; mitochondrial inner membrane peptidase complex. The transcript has 2 exons. Gene Ontology annotation, molecular function: serine-type endopeptidase activity. NCBI's taxonomy places the organism in Eukaryota, Metazoa, Chordata, Mammalia, Diprotodontia, Phalangeridae. The coding region runs from base 313 to 840 and encodes 175 amino acids.